Molecule: messenger RNA, 1439 nt
Organism: Diachasmimorpha longicaudata
Lineage: Eukaryota; Metazoa; Arthropoda; Insecta; Hymenoptera; Braconidae
Product: methylthioribose-1-phosphate isomerase
Exons: 5
Coding region: 161-1225 (354 amino acids)
Molecular function (GO): S-methyl-5-thioribose-1-phosphate isomerase activity
Source: RefSeq, a predicted model, not a curated record
CCCUUCCCGCUCUCCGGCAUCGCGAAACAGUUAAAAUAUCAAGUACACACAGAGUGAAAAUAGACUCGGAUGGAAUAAGUCUGUUUUGCGGCAGUGGUCGGAGUUGAAAUCUUCCAAAAUCUCAUCAGUCGAGGCUUUGACAGUCUACCAAGAGGCUAGAAUGACUCUCGAGGCAAUCAAAUGGGAGAAUGGUAAGCUGGAGAUACUCGAUCAGAUACUUCUGCCAGCGAUAACUAGAUAUGUGCCGGUGAGGGGAGUCGAGGAUGGCUGGAAGGUCAUCAAUACAAUGCAGGUACGUGGAGCCCCUGCAAUUGCUAUUGUUGGCUGUCUCAGUCUGGCUGUUGAACUUCAGAACGAGCAGUACCCGGAUAAACGGACACUGAGACGCGAGAUCGAAGGGAAGCUCAAUUAUCUUGUGUCUGCUAGACCCACGGCUGUCAACAUAAAAAUAGCAGCUGAGGAACUUAUCGAACUCGCCAACAAGCUGGGCAAAGACGACAGCAUCACAAUCAGUCAGAUGAAUGAACAGUUUCUCAGGAAGAUUGACUCCAUGCUGGAGAAGGAUAUCGCUGAUAAUAAGGCCAUUGGGGAAUUCGGGGCUGAGGAGAUUCUUAAAAAUAUUCCAGAGGAGAAUUUAGUGAGGGUGAUGACUCAUUGCAAUACUGGCUCAUUGGCGACUGCUGGAUAUGGCACCGCUCUAGGAGUUGUCAGGUCACUGCACAAAAACAAAAGGCUUGAGCACGUGUAUUGCACUGAAACUCGACCCUACAAUCAGGGAGCAAGGUUAACUGCCUACGAGCUAGUUUACGACAAAAUACCAGGUACUCUCAUCUGUGAUGAUAUGGUGGCUGCCUUGAUGAAGUCCAGGACUAUAUCAGCUGUUGUUGUAGGAGCUGAUAGAGUCGCUGCUAAUGGAGACACUGCCAAUAAAAUUGGAACAUAUCAAAUUGCAAUUAUCGCUAAACAUCAUGGAGUUCCAUUCUACGUAGCAGCUCCGCAGACCUCAAUCGACUUCAGAAUUCCCAGUGGUGAUCAUAUACCCAUCGAGGAAAGGCCAGACAGGGAAAUGACUCACCUGAAUGACCAAAGAAUCGCCGCUGCGGGGGUGCAAUGCUGGAAUCCAGCAUUCGAUGUGACACCAGCGAGCCUCAUCACUGGCAUCAUCACUGAAGUCGGUGUCUUCAGGCCUGCAGACCUUACGAAACUUCAGUCCAUGAAUUCGUAAUUCGUUUCCUUAAUUGAAUAAUUAAUGGAAUUAGGGAAAAACGUAAUUAGUUAUUCAAUCUGGCAUUUUGAUAUCUCUUUACAAAUGAAUUACCUGAAUUCUAUGAUCAGUUCAUUGUAAAUAUCUCAGAGUGGAAGAAGACAGAAUAUCUCCUCUGAAUUAUUUCUGUCUCUAAAGAAAAAGUAUUGUUGAAAAAUCGUGCAUGAUGAAUGAA